This is a messenger RNA of Suillus bovinus, 1686 nucleotides long. RefSeq lists its product as uncharacterized. The record is from RefSeq and is a predicted model, not a curated record. Gene Ontology annotation, molecular function: CoA-ligase activity. NCBI's taxonomy places the organism in Eukaryota, Fungi, Basidiomycota, Agaricomycetes, Boletales, Suillaceae. The transcript is spliced from 9 exons. Gene Ontology annotation, biological process: secondary metabolic process. Bases 1 to 1686 code for a protein of 561 amino acids.
AUGUACUACAAGUCACUCUUCCCUGCUCUGCCAAAGGUCCCUGAAUCAAACAUCCACCACUUUCUCUUCGACCGGCCUGAGCAGCGAGAGUGGCCAGAUUACACAUUGUUCGUCAAUGCGGCUACCGGCCAGCGGCGUUCGUUCAGGGAAUUUGUCGAUCAUGUCCGCGAUGGCGCUACUGCACUAGGUGCCGAUGUGGUGCAAGGUGGUCUGGGUCUUUGUCCAGAAAAUGGAGAUCUUGUAGGCAUUCUGAGCGAGAACUCCCUAGAAUAUAUCGCUUUGGUGCAUUCGCUGUUAGCUAUCACAGUUCCAUUUGCACUGUUCUCAUCGUAUUCUACACCUCACGAAUUCGAAGCCAUCAGUUCCCUCGCGCAGGCAACUAGGAUUUUUUCCAGUCCCUCAUUGCUGCCACUCGCCUUAACCUCAGGCCUCCCCAAGGAUCGGAUCUACAUCCUAGAGGGAGAACGUGAUGGUUACACAAGUUACGACCAGCUCGUCUCCUCUGCUCGCAAGAAUAACAUCCCACGGCUGCCAGUCCGUUAUGCUAAUAAGGAUACUCUGGCCUUUCUGGUUUUUUCCAGCGGAACAAGCGGUUUACCCAAAGCCGUCAUGGCAUCCCAUGGAAAUAUCAUCCAUGCCCUCCUAGGACUGGUGGUACAAGCUACGGAAAUGGCUAAAAUCCAAGAGCCGGUAUGGAACACCCCUGAGGAGCUUGAUGUUCGCUUCUGCAUCCUUCCUGUCUACCACUCGUACGGCCUCUACUCGACCUGUUUUUACAACUUCCUCCAACCUUCCACGGUAGCCAUACUACCGAAGUGGGAUAUCAAUUUAUUUUUCGACAGUGUCCCGAAAUACUGUAUCACGACGGUAGGCCUCGUCCCAUCGCUUAUACACCAAGUGGUUCACCAUCCCCGCUUCGAAACUGCCGAUUUGAGCUCGAUUAAAAACAUAAGCAGUGGCGCUGCACACCUCCCACCUCAACUGGACGCCCAGCUUUGCGCCCGCUUGUCAGGCAUGGAAAGAAUUACAGAAGGUUAUGGUUUGUCCGAAUUCAUAGCGGUAGCUAUGAAACCCCUGCCUGGUAUGCUCGAUGGACGGGCCAAGAACAAACCUGGCUCCGUCGGAAUGCUGUUUUCUGGUGUUGAAGCUCGCAUUCUCCGUCCUGAUGGAUCUCUCGCGGGUCCAAACGAGGCGGGUGAAAUCUAUGUACGCGGGGGCGCCAUGGUGCUUGGAUACAAAGGAAAUAUCAAGGCGACACAAGAGGCAUUCGUCGAUGGGUGGCUGCGUACGGGCGACCGGAUGCGGAUUGAUGAGGACGGAGACACACUCAAAAUUUCGGGGAUGCAAGUUUCCCUUGUCGAAAUCGAGAACACGCUUCUGGCGCAGUCGGACAAGCUAGUCGUCGAUGUAUGUGUUGCAGGUGUUUCGGGCGGGCGUACCUCAGACGAACGUGUCCCGCGAGCAUGGAUCGUGCUUUCCCCGGCAGGGGUAGCGCUCGGUGGGAAAGAGGUCGUGGGACGGCUUGAUGCAUGGGUGCAGGAGCGGCUAAGUCGGUAUAAGUGGUUGAGGGGGGGAAUCGCUUGUGUGACGACGAUUCCAAAGUCGCCAACUGGAAAAGUGUUGAGGCGGUUGCUGGUGGAUGAGUACGAAAGGGAUGAGAAGGUACAGGCUAAGGCGAGAUUGUGA